Triplophysa rosa is the source of this 4335-nucleotide messenger RNA. It is a transcript of the gene ttll3, whose product is annotated as tubulin tyrosine ligase-like family, member 3. The record is from RefSeq and is a predicted model, not a curated record. The coding region runs from base 358 to 2676 and encodes 772 amino acids. NCBI's taxonomy places the organism in Eukaryota, Metazoa, Chordata, Actinopteri, Cypriniformes, Nemacheilidae. The transcript has 14 exons. Gene Ontology annotation, biological process: protein polyglycylation; cilium assembly; cilium movement. Gene Ontology annotation, cellular component: cilium. Gene Ontology annotation, molecular function: protein-glycine ligase activity, initiating.
AGCCAAUCAGAGAGCUCGAACUGGGACUGUUGCUGAAGCUGUAACUCGAUUGAUGCGGUUCGGCGCCUACAGGAAAGCUCCAGAAAUAUUUGUAAGAGGUUCUACAGCUGUAGCGUUGCGAGUUCUGUCAGGCUUACCGAAAGGCGUCAUCCGUUUCUAGGAGACUGUUGUUGGGGUGAUGUAAACACCAAGCUGGAGCUAGUUUGAAGUGCGCAGGUGCUGAUUGAGUUCAUCAGCAGCUCUGCGGUCUGUGCACCGGCGACCUAAUCGAUUUCGACAGAUUUCUGCAGGUGCCAUAACCAGAGGUGACCGUUUUAAUCCAGGUGAGAAAUGAUGUGAGAUUUAAAAUUCUGGAGCAUGCAGCAACACAUAACGGUGUCCUCCUUGGAGGGAAGAGUUCGCUGUAGUUAUAUAAAUCUGCCUCUGAUUAAUGGUGAUAGACUGAGGACAGCUAAAACUUUAGUGGACAAGGCAAUAAAGGAAAAGAAAGUGUUCUCAAUUCAAGGCCCAUACCCUGUUAUCCGCACUGCCCUACGUGCGAGAGGAUGGGUGGAACGUCGACAACCCCGGCUUUCUUUUCCACAGCUCCGUCGGCAUAGGGAACUGGAGACUGAGGCUACAGAUGAGGCUGACAGCAGUGAUGGUGAUGGAGAGGAAGGAGAGAGGAAUGAUGAUGCAGAUGACAUGUAUGACCUAAUGUCACGGCUGGUUCGCAAUGAGACCACAUAUUUGUACUGGACAACAAAGAGGGAUUCAAUCGAUUGUCGGUCUUUACGUAAAGAUCAGAUGACCAAUCAUUACGCAAAGGCGGGAUCUUUUACCACCAAGGUUGGCUUGUGUAUGAGUUUAAGAAAUCUGCAGUGGUUUGACACAGCUGACCCCGAUACUUUUUUCCCACGCUGCUAUAGACUGGGAGCAGAGGAUGAGAAACAUGCUUUUAUUGAGGACUUUAGACAAACUGCAUGUACAAGUCUGCUGCUAUAUGUUGUGGAGAGAUAUGGAGGCGAUUUGGAGUGGGUGAGAACAGGAGAGAUGGAUGAUGCUACAUUUCCUGGUGUAAGCAAGCCACGUAAGAAGCACACCAAUCAGAGGGUGGGAGUUUCGUUGAUCGACAAUGCAUUGCAUGUAUGUCAGGAGUAUUUGAACAGUUUAGAACACUGCGACAUAGACGUCAAUUUGCAAACUGUACCUACCCUCUCAGAGGAACAGUGGAAGGUGUUUCUUCAGAAUUACUAUUUAGUUAUUCAUGAAGGAGUGAAGAUAGAGGUGAGUGAAGCAUACGUGGAGCAUUGUAAAUGUAUGCUGGUACACAUGCGUCGAGUUUGCCCUCAGUUGGAGACUGAUGGACUCUGCAACAUCUGGAUCAUUAAACCUGGGGCCAAGUCACGGGGCCGAGGUAUAAUGUGCAUGAAGAAGCUGGAUGAGAUAUUGAGUUUAGUAGAUGGAGACCUCGCCCUUAUAAAGGACAGUAAGUGGGUGGUGCAGAAGUACUUGGAACGGCCUCUGCUUGUGCAUGGCACUAAGUUUGAUAUAAGGCAGUGGUUCCUGGUCACAGACUGGAACCCUCUCACAGUGUGGUUCUACCGCGAAUGCUACCUCCGUUUUUCUACCCAACCCUACUCCACUCAUACAUUAGACAGCUCUGUCCAUCUCUGUAACAACUCCAUCCAGAAGCAUUUUCAGCCAAGCCCAGAUCGUGACCCUUCUCUGCCUGAAGAGUGCAUGUGGUCCUGUUCUCAGUUCCGCUCCUGGUUGGCUGUUUCAGGUCGUGGUUAUCUGUGGGAAGGGGUGGUGGUACCAGGCAUGCAGAAGGCCGUGAUCCAAACACUGUUGACUGCACAGGACAGCGUGGAACCUCGAAAAGCCAGUUUUGAGCUCUAUGGAGCAGACUUCAUGCUAGGACGUGAUCUACGACCUUGGUUGUUGGAGAUCAAUGCCAGCCCUACUAUGGCUCCCUCCACAAAGGUCACGGCUCGACUCUGCCCUGCCGUACAGGAAGACACGUUGCGCAUUGUGCUGGACCGACGCUGUGACCGCAACACUCACACUGGUGGCUUCCAGCUUAUAUACAAACAGGCAGCCGUAGAGAUUCCUCAAUAUGUGGGAGUGAAUCUUCUAGUAGAGGGAACUCCAAUCAGACGUCCCCGUGCCACUGUUUACAAACCUCUCAUCCAGUCUCAACCUGAACCACUGUCAAAAUCCACCAGUCACUACCGGUCUUCUAUGACAGCCAGUCAAUGCUCUUCUGGCAAAGAGAAUCAAUCAGAAGAUCCGAAGAAGGCUUGGCCUAUCCUCUCUUCCCGCAAAGCCACAUUGCAGCAUUCAUUGACCUAUCGCCCUAAACUGAGAAAACGCCCCCACAGACUGGUCUUACCCUCCUCUUGCUGUGUUUUUCCCAACCCUGCAGAACUUCAUCCUCAAAAGCUGUCACACACUCAUGUGCAGCCCGAUCAACAGAGAACACGCAGCAAUCUUCCUUCCCUUUUGUGUCCAAACACCUCACUGGAUAUAAUCAGCCUUCGACCUGAACAAGAAAACACCCCCAGUCGCUACAAACAUGACACACAUCCUGUGAGUACAUCUUAUCCAGUCUUGCGUAUGCAGCAAUACCUUUCACGAAACCAUAAGCGGGGCAUGGGAACUUUUCAAGAGAAAGAAGGACCAAAGUCUUCCUGAGGACCUUUUGAAGAACAUUGAACUGCGGAAUGGAUUUUGAUAUUUUGUUAAUGUUAAGCAAAACUAAAAUGCACUUAUAAAAGCGUUACCAAUGAGACAAUUUUUUUUUAACUACAAUGCAAGGAUCAAAGGAUGUGUAGAAUUUUGUGAGUGACUAGUGUUGAAUUAUGCAAAAAGCUGUGAAGCUACUUUACUGUGUUCUACAGAUGGGGAUUCUUAUUUAGAUGCUGCAGUGUAGAUAUUGUUAUUAAUAACAUCACCAAGAGUUCUUCAGUUGUGGGUUGAUGAAGCACUCUCCAUGCAUCUUUUUACUCAUGAAGUGCACAUUAUUUUAUAUUUUUUUAAAAGCUGUUUUAAAACCAAAUACACAACCUUGCUAUAUGGGUUUAACUCAGUGUGGUAAUUCUGUAUAAUACUGAUAUGGAACUCAUUUAAGUGGUGCUACUGUAUGAUGGAUCAUUUUCAUGGGAACUCGUGUUUAUUGACCAGUGGUAUGAUACAUAAUGGUGCUAAGUUUUGUAUGCUCAAAAAGCAAUCAGAAUGUUUAAUGUUAAUAAUGAUAAUGUUACUUAAUGAAGACACCAGAAACGUAAGGGAAUGAGAUUUGUAGUUAUAUGUAAAUUAGCCAUUUUAUACAGGCUGUGAAAGUUAAUACCUUUAAUUGUAUCUAAUCCCACCAGCAGAGGGAGGUAGCAGAGUUGUAUCUUUCUUUUAAUCUUUCUUAAUCAUGGGUAUGUAUGGGUGGUGUAAUUUCUCUGCCCUUUACACUUUAAUGAAUGUAGCACUUCAUACAAAAGAUGUAAGGGUGGAUAUUUUGAAUAGGCAUCACUUAUAUCAUAAAAUGAAAACUAUUAUUAAUAUGACAGACUAUUUAUAGGCUAAGAACCAUAUUGCAUAGAUAAAUGAUUUAAUGUUGAUUUAAAGUUAAACUGGAUACAUUAAAUUAAUUACCAUCUGGGAGAGAAGCAACUGGUUCCCGAGGCCAUUAUAUUCAUACACUCAGGACUCGAUUUGAGGGUGGAUGCCGACACCGGCAAGGUAUUGUCCUGGCUUUUGUGGAAACUAGUAUUAGCACCUAUUUUAUUAUUGCUCCUGUUUGACUUUUCAUUGUAUUGCUCCCUGAACUCUCUGUAAUUUGCUUUGGAUAAAAGCGUAUGCUAAAUGACUAAAUGUAAAUGAAUGCGAGGGGAUGACUUCCCCAUUGUUGAAGAAAAUAACAUAUGCAUCCCUUCUGUAAAACCAACCAUCCCCCCUUUACCAUCCCAUUUAUAAUUAUUAUAACAUACAUUUUAUAAUAAAAAUAGUCUGUAAUUAAACAAAUAUUUGAGCACCCCAUCCCCCUUGAUUUGUUUUUUACAAUUCAACCACUUCAUACACUGUAUUCUGUUGUUUGGUAUACAGUAUAUGCAAUGCAUCUAAAUAAGACCAGGGUUAACACAUGAAUAAUUAAAUAUAAUUUGAUAAUUGAACCUAAUGCAUUUAUGAUAGAUUUACCACAAUAUAUACUUUUGAUGCAGCAUGCUAUACUGUAAUACAAUAAAUACUUCUGUCAGAUGGUGUCAGCAAACCUGUGCUUAUAUAACAGCAGUAUUUUUGCAUAAUUUGUUAACUGAUUAGCCACUGUAAUAUAGGCCUACAGUAUGCAUAAUUUUUAAUAAA